CCCGUUCUCUCUGUCAGUCUAACCCCACACACAGCCAGCAGCCAUGGACGCCAUCAAGAAGAAGAUGCAGAUGCUCAAACUGGACAAGGAAAAUGCCUUGGACAGAGCGGAACAGGCUGAAGCAGACAAGAAGGGAGCAGAGGACAAGAGCAAACAGCUGGAGGAUGAACUUGUAGCAUUGCAGAAGAAACUAAAAGGUACUGAGGAUGAGCUGGACAAAUACUCUGAAGCCCUGAAAGAUGCCCAGGAGAAGCUAGAACUUGCCGACAAGAAAGCCACUGAUGCUGAAGGAGAUGUAGCCUCAUUGAACAGGCGCAUCCAACUGGUAGAGGAGGAGUUGGAUCGUGCUCAGGAGCGUCUGUCCACAGCUCUUCAGAAACUGGAGGAGGCUGAGAAGGCUGCAGAUGAGAGUGAGAGAGGUAUGAAGGUCAUUGAAAACAGAGCCCUGAAGGAUGAAGAGAAAAUGGAGCUGCAAGAAAUCCAGCUGAAAGAGGCCAAGCACAUUGCUGAGGAGGCUGACCGCAAAUAUGAAGAGGUCGCUCGUAAGCUGGUGAUCAUUGAGGGUGAUCUGGAACGUGCAGAGGAACGUGCUGAACUUUCAGAAAGCAAAUGUGCCGAGCUUGAGGAGGAAUUGAAAACUGUUACCAACAACCUGAAAUCUCUGGAGGCCCAGGCAGAGAAGUACUCCCAGAAGGAGGACAAAUAUGAAGAGGAAAUUAAGGUUCUUACAGAUAAACUGAAGGAGGCUGAAACACGUGCUGAGUUUGCAGAGAGGACAGUAGCCAAGUUGGAAAAGUCCAUUGAUGAUUUAGAAGAUGAGCUGUAUGCUCAGAAACUGAAGUACAAAGCCAUCAGUGAAGAACUGGAUCACGCUCUCAAUGACAUGACUUCAAUAUAAAAUGCUUUGCUUCCAAUGGUCACCUCUAUCCCACCUGGGUUGGAUAAUCCUCUCUGAGCUGUCCUUUUUAUCCCAGUCUCUUCUUGGGAACCUUUCAAACUGUCCUGCUGCAUUAAACAAGAAUCACUUUUCUGUUGUACAGACACUCUGUAAAAUAAAGGACCCACUGUGUAUUUUCUCUCGCCUUUCCUGCAUUAUUUAUUGCUUUAAUCUUUUAAUAGAACAUUUA
Messenger RNA from Xenopus laevis (African clawed frog), 1127 nucleotides. It is a transcript of the gene tpm1.L, whose product is annotated as tropomyosin 1 L homeolog. NCBI's taxonomy places the organism in Eukaryota, Metazoa, Chordata, Amphibia, Anura, Pipidae. The record is from RefSeq and is marked provisional. Gene Ontology annotation, cellular component: cytoskeleton.